Molecule: messenger RNA, 2973 nt
Organism: Arthroderma uncinatum
Lineage: Eukaryota; Fungi; Ascomycota; Eurotiomycetes; Onygenales; Arthrodermataceae
Exons: 9
Coding region: 1-2973 (990 amino acids)
Biological process (GO): regulation of transcription by RNA polymerase II
Cellular component (GO): mediator complex
Molecular function (GO): transcription coregulator activity
Source: RefSeq, a predicted model, not a curated record
AUGGCUGCGUUACAAAAUCGGUCGUCUAGCGCAUCAAAGUCAGGAUGGCAGAAGCUCCUCCAGCAAUGCGUUGGCCAAAGGAUAAGCUCGGACGAGUUCCAGGAACUAGCUAGGGUAAUGCUACGCCGCCAUCCUAUUGCGAGCAAAGACCUGGUCGAUAUUAUACUGGAGUCAAGGACGGUUACAGAGUUUGACUGGGACCCAUUGGUACCGGACUAUGUGGACGCUAUACAUAGGCUUGCUCAUAUUGAUAUCUUCGAAAUUCUGCCAUCUCUGCUAGCCCACUCAAGCAUUCAAUCCGAUGUCCAGCACCGGAAGAAGCAGGACAAAACGCAUAAUGACAGCGCCAAUCACGAAAUCGAUGGGGGGAAGGCCUCGGUCCCAGAAACUCUGAAAAAACCGACCACCUUGCUGACCGACUAUGGCAUCAUACAAAAUGUAAUUACAGCUGUGACCACCGGCCAUGCUCCAAAGACCGCUCUCGGAUUCAUGAAUACCUGCUCCGCAAUUGCCGAUUGGAUCUUGACCCUAAUAUCGUGGAGUCGAUUAACCGAGACGGAGAAGGGUGAGGGUGGUGGAGGACAGUUGCUAAGCUCGCCCGAUGUUGUUUCAAUAUUUGUAGCAAUCGGGUUUUUGUUCGGGGCCUUGGCAGGAACUGAAAUAGGUGCAACUGCACUAUCAUCCCAAAAUUCAGAAACCUUUAAGCACCAACGAAAGAAAUUGGCUCAGGCCCUGACAGCGCUUGAUGCGUUACAGAAAGAAUUUGGCCUUUUCGUGAAAGAGAGCGAGAAAACUACCCAAGAUCCAGCGAUGGAAGAGAUGAAUGUUUCUACUCUGGAGUUUGAAUCGAGGGUGGUGGAUAUUCCUCCUGUUAGCUCUAGGGCCGGGCUAUAUAUAUAUGUCAAUUCUCUGCUUGUAGGACGGCCUUUAAUAGAUGACAACGUCCUUAUCAACUACCUAAAUAAUCGCUAUGGGGGAAAUCACAUGGCACUGGUUGAAGAACUAAUCACAGCAUCAUUCGACGUCCUGUCCAACGGUAUGUACCGGAAUGAGCCACAUAAAACGAUGUUCCUCUUCCGGGCCUUUCUCGUGAAUAAGCUUCCCCCAUUUCUUGCAGACCUUGCAGGAUCGGUGGUUGAGCCUAUACCGGUUGAACUGUGUAUCACUCGUGCUUUGGCACGGGUAGACCCAAAUACAUUCCCAUCGUUUUCAGAAAUAUUUUCUAUGCACGGCAAUUCGGUUUUAUCCGAUAUCAAUAAUAGCCCCGAACGAGCAGAGCAAUUGCUGAGUGGGAUUGAAUCGAUGGAUGGCAAUGCAAAGGCAAUCGUCGAGGCUAUAGCUGAGUAUAUGCAACUCCUUGUCGCGCAGGCCGCAAGCGUUGGAUAUUAUGUUAUUGUUCAAAAGCCCGUUGAGCAUAUUGCAGCCUCUAUGUGCUUUAUUGGAUUCCUGGAAAUGGGAGGAGGACCAAGACAAGGGGAGAGUCAACCCGUUUACGACGAAUUCGGAAGCGUGUUACUUUUGGUUCUGGCUUUCAAGUACAAAUACGAUCUCAGCUACCAAGACCUUGGAGUUUACAACCCCGACUCUUUUAUGUGCCGCCUGCUCGAGAAAGGCGCCUCAAGUCAAAAGCUUGAAGACUUAACAGAGAAACAAACCCACAAUCUCGGCGCUUGGAUUACAGCGUUAUUCAUAGCUGAAGGCAUUAGUGAUGAAUCUAUGUCGUCUUGCAGCCCGCAAGAAUUCUACCUUUUGGUUGCUACACUUUUUAGCCAGAGCUUAAGUGCAUGCGAAGCUGGAAAACUGGAAUUUGAUACUCUUAAGGGUGGAUUUGAGUAUCUUUUAGAACCGUUUCUACUACCUUCGUUGGUAAUGGCUUUAACCUGGCUAAGCAAACACAUCUGGAAAUCCGGCACCGACCUCACAACGUCGCUUCGCCUUCUGUCUACGCUUGUGAAGCCAACUUCCAUAUCUGGGGAGGCCCAGGAGAUUCAUCGCACGGUAUUAUCCAUUACUGCACGGGCUCUCGAGGAUGAGCUUAAAGACGCGAAAGCCCGCCACCCUUCAAGGACAGACAUCGAGCCUAUCCUAAAUGCCCUUGAGCCGUAUCAGUCUUUCCAACGGACCGGGAUUUCUAACCGAGCUGAGCUAGAAGGAUGGAGAUCCAACUCUGCGCCUGGCGGCAUGGUCACCGGAAUACGAAAUACUUUCUCAUCAUUAGUACUCUGGAGUACAGACCCGGAGAUCAGCAUGACGCCUCCAAGCUAUACACACAGGCAACUGCUGGCCGGAUUGAAGCAUCUAGGCGCCAUCCGAGUUUUUGCAGGAAUACUAGAAGAGCUUAAACUGCAAAGUGAAACAGGGAGUGGUGAUUUAGCUAUUGAUAUCGCAGCUACUCUAAUAUGUGCGCCUAUGCGCGAAUGUUUCUCACUGGAACAGGCAACAUAUCAACCUAUCGACGACACUUUGAAAGACUCCCUGCCUCGUUGUCAAAUGCUUAGCCUGAGGGAUGCGCUUAAUCUUCAGAGAGAAUCGCUAAGUAUAGUGAUAGAAACUGAGCCCCAUCGAGCCGAGCUCAUUAUCCGCCUCUCCAGGCGCGUCGCAGCCCUUACGUCCGUCCCUCAAAUGCCCCAGACAGUUGAUAAUAUUGACGUUGGCAACAUCAUGGAAGAUAUGGAUCUUACAGGCGUUGGCGAGGGCGGACAGAUGCAGUUGGAUGUUGGAGAGCAGCCGGACCAACAGCGCCAGCAGCAGCAGAAUCAAGGCAUUACAGGGACAGGCGCAACUCCAGGAAGCCUAGAUGCGAUGUUGGAUGCCGCAGCUUCAGAGGCAAUAGCAGGGCCGUCAACCGGUAAUGAAGUUAAUAUGACCCAGGCAGAUAUGGACACCAGUAUUUUUGAUGAUGUGUUAAACGCAGUGGAUAUGGGGGUUGGGAAUCCGGAGUUUAUCGACCUGGAUAUGGAAGGAAUGUUUUAA